Molecule: messenger RNA, 1479 nt
Organism: Leishmania mexicana MHOM/GT/2001/U1103
Lineage: Eukaryota; Euglenozoa; Kinetoplastea; Trypanosomatida; Trypanosomatidae
Exons: 1
Coding region: 1-1479 (492 amino acids)
Source: RefSeq, a predicted model, not a curated record
AUGAGUGUGUUGUGCUCUGACUCGUCAUCUGCAGCACCCGACCCACCGACGCGCGAGGCGGUGCAGCGCCAAGAGGUAGAAGACCAGCGCCGAGAAACAGCUCCGACGGAAGCCACCAGAUACGCACCAUCCGCAGCGGCUGACGACGGAGAACUCGAUGUGGCUGCGGUAGGCUCCCCCUCUGAAGUCCCUGACCUCAGCGGUAACACUCACCCCGUCUCCACCUCUGACGGCGUUGCAGCGGUGUCCUCCGUAAGCGCGUCGUCUCCGCUGUUCACCUCUUUAUCGCUGUCCAACCACGCAGCUAGCCUACACACGUCAGCGCGACCUCGCGGGCCUCCCAUGCGCACGGCCACAAUGGAAACCCCGUCGCGCCUGUCCCUUCCUCCGUACUACCACACCGCUAGAAGUCUCAGCAAUGAGUACCGUCGCCCUCCUCCGCCGGCGUCCGAGUCUUAUGUGAGCAUCAGACUCUCCCCACCACCACCUGACCCCAGCGGGGCGUAUUUCUGUCAACAUCAGCCAUCGCCGCCGCCCCCUGCCUUCGCGGACAGGGGCGACGCGCCUGUGUUCUUUUCGGUGCAUGGGAGUGCGCCGUGGUCAACAGCCGCGCCGAUCACCGGAGGCGGUUUCUCCGCCGUCGCCGCCAGUGGCAACAGCACAUGCACUUACGAACACCCUGAAUGGCGACCACAGCUACACUCGCAGCGGCUAUUCUUUUUUGGCCCGGAAAGGACCAGCGACGCCUGGUGUACGCACCCUGUACUGACUCUCGACAUCGUCGGCGGUAGUUAUAGUGAACUGGCCUACUCGUACACCGAGCCGAAUGCGACCCCCGCCGACGCCGCGACGGCAUCCGCUAUGCUCUCUGUCAGCAGCAGCUUUUACAACACUCCCCUCGGCCAAGUCAACGGAACAAGCUCGGUCUUGGGUGGUAUCCCAACACCGCCAGUGCUCACCUGCGUCGCCGUCUUUUCCGGUGGCGAGCAGGAAGUGUUCUGGCGCCAUGCAUGCCUUCGCGUGACGUGCGUACCCCUGACCAGCACCUCGGGACGACACCACGAGGCAGCAGGAGAGGCAUCAUGCAACGCGCAACCAGCGGUGAGCCUCGAAGAGAUGAGAGACGGCGCCUGCAGCAGCAGUUGUAGCGACAGCCACAAGACGGGCUGCGCCAGUGGAAAGAAAUUUGAUGAGCUCGUGUGGCGCUGGCUCGACACACUCGACAUGACUGACGCCGUCGAAGACGUCCUCUCCCCCGGCGCGGGUCGCGUGUUGGUUGUGUGGACGGCGGGUGUCAUGUACGAGCAAGAGAGUAGAGGAGGGGGCGCUGGCAAUGACGCACGGAAGUCGUCGGCAGCAGGAGCGCGCCUGGCGAGGCGGCUCGGUAUCAGAGAUGGUGGUGGAGAGGGCCGCGAAAGCGUCGUCCCUGGUGCACCGCGCGAGGUUGUCUUUGACGGAAUGCGUCUGCUGCUCGACUGA